UCGGAGAAAAGCUUUAUCGCUAUCAGCUGAAGUUCUAAGGUGGAAACCUUCGCGAGCCGAUCUGAGAAAAAGUUAUUUUGGAAAAAAAGGGAAAACAAUCUCAAGUCCGCAGUUAAUCCCACUUUUGUUAUCAGGCAGGAUCCUUUCAGAGGAGUGAAACUGGCCGAAUUUCCGUUCCCAAAGGGGGAAAAUCUAAUAUGAGAACGUCACCGAUUUUUUUAACCGUUACACAGGUCAUCAAGCCUCACAUACCUCUGAUUAAGUUUCGAAAAGGACACGUGGACUCAUGUCAUACGACUCAGACUCCACAACAGUCCUCCCAAGGAGUGAGUGCUGCGAAGCCUGCCAAGUCUACUUCUUAUUCUCUUGAGGAGUACCAGCUACCAGCAAGAUUUAGAAGACUUCCCUUGGACAAUUAUGAAAUUGAAGCUAUUAAUGGCUUGCUGCUAUACCAGUUUUCACUUGGCCUGAAAUAUUACAUUAAACUUAAUAUUGAGAAGUUAGUUAACUUGCACUUUUUUUUUAAAUUAUGCUUUUGUAUUAAUAUACUUUUUAUUUUAUUUUUUCACACAAGCUACUUGAUGAAGUAAUUGGAAAACAAAGACAAAUAAACAAUGUAAUAUCGACUUUGAAGUGAAAUCAAAGGGUCAAGUGUUCAUAAAUAAAUCAUUCCUACACAUACCAGUCAAAUGAAUGAUCUCUGCUAUCUAAUUUACAUGAUUUUGUGAUCAUAUUAUAAAUUAAUUUAUUCUUGUAAUAAUAUAACUUUUUUUAAAUAAAAAUAAAAACUGUGUAGUGCGUA
This is a messenger RNA of Cimex lectularius (bed bug), 802 nucleotides long. RefSeq lists its product as uncharacterized. Lineage: Eukaryota; Metazoa; Arthropoda; Insecta; Hemiptera; Cimicidae. The record is from RefSeq and is a predicted model, not a curated record. Bases 198 to 590 code for a protein of 130 amino acids. Gene Ontology annotation, biological process: 2-oxoglutarate metabolic process. The transcript has 4 exons.